Messenger RNA from Ascochyta rabiei, 708 nucleotides. RefSeq lists its product as uncharacterized. The record is from RefSeq and is a predicted model, not a curated record. The transcript has a single exon. NCBI's taxonomy places the organism in Eukaryota, Fungi, Ascomycota, Dothideomycetes, Pleosporales, Didymellaceae. Bases 1 to 708 code for a protein of 235 amino acids.
AUGAUCUUCGGUGGUCUGGAGAUAGUAGCCGGCGGUUACUUCGCCCAUAAAUACUACAAGAACAAGAACGAAAAGAGAAGGCUAGAAGAGGAGGCUCAAACACGGCGAAACAACACGUUUCCAAGUAACAGACCAUCCAGCUAUCCACUUCAGCCACAGUUCCCACCACAAGAGCAUGUUGCUCCACCGCAGAAGUACGCUUGUCAUGCUCCAAUGGCUCUUCGACCACGAUGCCAGGCCCAGCCUCGGCCUCAGCUGAGGCCGAAACCAAGCCAUGCUCAGUCAUUCACCAUACCGCGUCGACCUGUGCCGCAGCGCAAACCAGAGAUCAUUGUGCAGCCGAGCCUCCAGCGUGCUGAUUCUAUGGCAACGCUUUCGCGCAUGCCUAUCGCCAAUGGAUAUCGACCUUCGAAUCUUGUGGAACCGAGUUCACCGCCUCGAUGCAAUGCGACCGAUCUGUCGCCUAUACAGCAGUCGCCGUAUGGCAACUCUACCUUCUCCGCUUCGUCCCCUGCGUUUGGCGCAACGCCAACGUCACCUCCGAUUAGCUAUGCCAUGGCAACAGAAGCUGGAGAGGGAGGGAUGUAUACAGUCGAUGACAACUGGGAGACGUAUGAGCAUGGAGUACACCGAUAUUCGGCUUAUGCACCGACGGAAGCAUCGACACAGUUGGGCGAGCGUAGCCCGCCUCCUCCAUACGUACCUUGA